Molecule: messenger RNA, 1225 nt
Organism: Westerdykella ornata
Lineage: Eukaryota; Fungi; Ascomycota; Dothideomycetes; Pleosporales; Sporormiaceae
Exons: 1
Coding region: 355-1071 (238 amino acids)
Source: RefSeq, a predicted model, not a curated record
AUGACAGCGAGAUCGGUCGACCGGGAGCUUCGUCGGGAGAGGAUUGCCUCGUACCAGUCGUGGGAGAUAAACAAGUGAAUGUCUCCCUCACAGAGUGAUCGUCAAAAAGUGGAAUGCACGUGACGGCGGAUGAGCUCGCACGUGACUGGAAGAAGAUGAGUCGAAGGUGACAGCGAGGUCGGCUACGACGAUCGACGGAUGUACCAGGUGAGAGAGGAGUUGGCAGGACACCAAAAGCGAAGAGCCAGCUAGCCUUUGGUGUAGGUGGCCGUCGUCGGUAGAGGAGCCUUCUUCUGCUGUCGCUUCGACCUUGGACCGAAGGAGGCUAGUGGGCCUCUUAGAGAGAGUGUGUGGAUGUGCGACGGCACGGGAUCUAUCUCUCUUUUGCAGGAAAUAUCAAAAUCCCGACAGAUUCAGAUGCGCGCAAGGUCGAGGAACUGGGUGGAUGGCGGUUCCAAGGCGGUUGCGGCGGGGGUUGAUGAGUUGGGGUAUGGACGUGCGUGCGCGGAAGGCCAAACAAGAGAGAGCCGCUGGGCUGGGGGGGAGCGCCCUUUUUAUAUUGCCGGGCUCUCUCAGCCACAGUGGCCUGUGCGCUUGUGGCGGCCGAAAAUUGCAAGCCCGGAAGGGCCUAGCGUCACGCCGCUUUUACCGCUAGAAGCUUCCUUCCUGCCACUUACCGCGCUGACAAGGCACGGACCUUCCCCCUUUGCCGCACCUUCAAACCCCCUUUUUCUCUCUGCCCGCACUGAAACAGCUGCUGAGGGUGACAUGGUUAUGAAGCAGACAAUGGGCUUCAACAAUGGGCGCCCCCCUCAACUUGUCUACUGUGUAUUCUAUUGUAGGUAUGCACUCACCCUGCUCGCAGCGCAGAGGGAAAACGCGUUGGGGCCCGCGAUGAGGACGCGUCAGAAAAGAACGCCCCGUCAAUCGGGAUCGGCGAGAGCCGGCGCCCCAGUCCUCCUGCCUUUUUGCGUCGUCAGCGACCGCUCCCCUCCUUCCGCAUCGCCGUCACCAUGUACUGUGGUAAGCUGCAAGUGUUGUAAUCGCUGCAAAAGACGGUUGUUCCGAUGAAAAGAGAAGACAGGUCUUUGUUUGUUGAAUGUGGAGGAGAAAAACUGGAAUGCGAGGGAGGAUUCACAAACGGGUGCUUCAAAGCGGCCGAUCCUCUUGGCGCGCACCACAGCUCCUCUCCGCCACCAGCCAUGACUCACAAAUUUCCGCCGUG